Lutzomyia longipalpis is the source of this 467-nucleotide messenger RNA. RefSeq names its product small nuclear ribonucleoprotein F (gene SmF). Bases 140 to 406 code for a protein of 88 amino acids. The record is from RefSeq and is a predicted model, not a curated record. Gene Ontology annotation, cellular component: U1 snRNP; catalytic step 2 spliceosome. Gene Ontology annotation, molecular function: RNA binding. Lineage: Eukaryota; Metazoa; Arthropoda; Insecta; Diptera; Psychodidae. Gene Ontology annotation, biological process: spliceosomal snRNP assembly; mRNA splicing, via spliceosome. The transcript is spliced from 3 exons.
UAAUGGCACUAAACUAACGAUUUUAGUGAAGAUCAAUCUGGGAGCAUCUUCAGUGAGUCUCUAAAAACGUAAACACGCCGUUUUGUGUUUUGUGAUUUUUCUCUUCAAUUUUCCAAAGUUAGAAGAAACCACAGAAAAAAUGUCUGCUUCCAUGCCAAUCAACCCUAAACCCUUCCUCAACAGUUUGACCGGGAAAGCAGUGAUGGUGAAGCUCAAAUGGGGGCACGAGUACAAAGGAUACCUCGUGUCCGUGGACAGCUACAUGAACCUGCAACUGGCCAACACUGAGGAACACAUUGAUGGUCAGAAUACAGGUAAUCUCGGUGAGGUUCUCAUCCGCUGCAACAACGUCCUGUACAUCCGUGGCAUAGAUGACGACGAUGAAGAGGGUGAGAUGAGGGAUUAGAGAGCCGGACAUUCGUUUAUCAAUAAUAAAUUCUACUGUGUAAGUCUUAAAUCCUUUCUCA